GUAGGUUGAGGGUGUUUUUUUUAUUAGGCGACGAUGUAGUGAUCAAAGCUAGCCACAAAAAGGUGCAGCCAUGGCUAAUAGACAUGCCAGACUACCGAUAUGAUUCCUUUAAAAAGAAAAUAAGUGUUACAGUUUAAUAGUUAACGACGUCGCGGACGAAACGCUGGCUAGAGCAAAGACAAGAUACUGUCUGUGCUGCUGGAUGCUUUGAGAUAAGCUGAGUAGUAUGCUGGACGUGGGGAAGUGGCCAGUGUUUGCACUCCUUCCUCCUGAGGAGCUACGGCUUAUCCGGCAGGCUUGUGUCUUUGGCAGUGCUGCAAAUGAAGCUCUCUAUGUCACAGUUAAUGAUGAGGUCUUUGCUUUAGGCACCAACUGCAGUGGCUGUUUGGGGCUUGGAGACCUUCAAAGCACUAUUGAGCCACGCAGGAUUGAUGUCUUAUGUGGAAAGAAGAUUGUGUCCUUAAGCUAUGGAACAGGACCUCAUGUUGUUAUCGCUACUGCAGAUGGUGAGGUUUUUGCCUGGGGCCACAAUGGCUACAGCCAACUGGGAAAUGGGACCACCAACCAUGGAUUGACCCCCGCCCUGGUGUCCACUAACCUCCUCAGUAAGAGAGUGACAGAAGUGGCCUGUGGCUCCCAUCACACCAUUGCCCUCACAGUUGAAGGAGAGGUUUACGCAUGGGGUUACAACAACUCUGGCCAAGUAGGUUCAGGGUCUACUGCCAAUCAGCCAACACCACGUCGGGUCAGCAGCUGUCUGCAGAACAAAGUGGUGGUUAACAUAGCCUGCGGUCAGCUCUGCUCUAUGGCUGUUCUGGACAACGGAGAGAUUUAUGGUUGGGGCUACAAUUGCAAUGGACAGCUAGGAUUGGGCAACAAUGGAAACCAACAGACCCCUUGCAGGAUUGCUGCACUCCAAGGUGUCAACAUAAUCCAGGUAGCUUGUGGAUAUGCACACACAUUGGCGCUUACAGAUGAGGGAUUUGUUUAUGCCUGGGGAGCCAACUCGUAUGGACAGUUGGGAACGGGCAAUAAAAGUAACCAAGCUCUCCCUACCCAAAUAAACACAGACAAAGAGAGGAUGGUGGAGGUGGCUGCAUGUCACACCAGCCACACGUCAGCUGCCAAGACGCAGAGCGGACAGAUUCUGAUGUGGGGUCAGUGUCGGGGUCAGGCUGUGUCCAGCCCUCACCUCACCCAUUUCAGCAGCACCGAUGACGUGUUUGCCUGCUUCGCCACACCAGCUGUCACGUGGCAUCUCCUCUCCGUGGAUGGUGACGACUACCUAACAGUUGCUCAGUCUCUGAAGAAAGAGUUUGACAGUCCAGAGAUCUCUGACCUGAAGUUUUUGGUUGAUGGGAAGUGCAUCCACGUCCACAAAGCCCUGCUGAAGAUCAGGUGUGAGCAUUUCCGUGCAUUGCUGAAUGAAACGGAUGAAGAUGCCAUAGAAAUCCACCAGUUCUCAUACCUGGUGUACAGAGCUUUCCUAGAGUAUCUCUACACAGACAGUAUUAACUUGCCACCAGAGGAUGCUAUUGGGCUGUUAGACCUGGCCACAUUCUACCGAGAGACGAGGCUAAAGAGAUUGUGUCAGGAAACGAUCAAGAGGGGCAUUUCUGAAGAAAAUGCCAUCACUCUGCUCUCUGCUGCUGUCAAGUACGAGGCAAGGGACCUGGAGGACUUCUGCUUCAAGUUUUGUGUCAACCACCUAACAGCUGUCACGCAGACCCAGGCCUUUGCAGACAUGGAUCAUGACCUGCUCAAGAACUUCAUUAGUAAAGCCAGUCGCUACGGGGCCUUCAAAAACUGACUCAAGUGCCCCUGUAGUGACUGAUUCAAGACCAUGUGGUUUAAUCCCGCAGAGGAGGACCAACCAAAGUAAACACUCGCCAGUCAGUUCUUUAAAGACUUGUCGGGGGGGGUGUAAAUACUGAAGAUACAAAUGGUUUACAGUUUCACCUGCUAACUGAUGCACCUGUGUUACCCCUUUAAACCUUGUGCAAAUACAGGGGAGUGAGUUUGAGAUAUUGGGUUACAAGCUUGAUCCAGUCACAAACACUGCAGAGGCUGAACAGGAAGAUGUGCCACAGUAGUUGUCAGUCUGUUGUUUUUCUAUUAGCUAGCUUAGCUGAGUCUGAGUCAGCCUACUUUGAUGAGUCAACAGGAUACCAGAAACCGCUUUACACUCACCUAAAUACUUCAAAACAGAAGGUGUUAGCAGCUUCUAUGACUCUUCCACAGAAAUUGCUAAGAGUUCAUUACGUCUGAUUGGAAGAGAUUGGAAGUGAUCAACAAGUCUGUUGUAAAAUAAAUAUUUACUUAGUGCUGUUUUUGUUUAUUUGGUAGCUGGUAGCCUGUUACAGAUUUCUGUUUAUACUUUUUCUGAUCUGCACAAAUAUCAGGAGGCUUUGUUAAACACUAACAGAAAAAGAAAUGUCAUCACAUGGUUCGUGUGUUAGAGUGGCCAAUGCUCUUAUUGUUUACAACCCUAUAAGUUUAUGUAGCACAUUGCAGCCUAGCACACAGCGAUGCAGAGUCAUCCUGCUUGACUUUAUGGUAAAUUGAUUACUAGUGUGUGAAAUUAAACACCUAAAACCACAAAAAAGUGACCCCAUUGAUUUGUUUCUCUGGCAUAACUUCCGUAUUUGGAUGCCUUGAUUGUCCAGAUUUCUAGACUAAAGAGUUUUUAAUGAGGUGAAACAUCUAACUAGCUUUUUGUCCAUUAAAUUGCAAGAAGUACAUAUAUAAAUAUGACAACUUUGAUGAUGAACUGUGAGUUUGUUUCUUAUUAAUCGGCAUAUCUGGCAGUCUCACAUUUAAGUCAUGUUAAUGUCACUUUGUUGUUGUUACUCAUCAGCUGUUGAAUAUGCAAACCAAACCUGUGGUUACUCUGGUAUUUGUGUUGAUGAACAUUUGAAUUGAUUGGAAGAGGUGCGGCUGAUUUCACCCAUUUUUUUUUUUACAUUUUCGAGACACAAGAAUGUACUUUUAGAUGUGUUCAGAUUAAGACUGUCUCAACUCUCCACGUUUCCUGUCAGUAAGGAUAUAACUAUAGAUGCAGUGGAUUUUCACUUCUGCUUCCUUGUAUUUUUUUUUUUUACUUUUUUGCUUUUUGUUGUAAACUUGGCAGCAAAUGUUUUUUAAUAAGAAUUUCUUUGGCUCCCCUGAAAGCACGUUGUGGUAAUGUAAUAGUGCUGGCUUAGUUUACAUGCCUACACACUGCAUUUAUUCCUCAAAUAAAAUCACAAAGUAUUUAGAUCUUGACCCACUAAAUCAGUCCAAAUGUAACACAAAGCUUCAUUAUUACUUUAACAAGCCAAUUAAUACAUUUUGAUAGUCACUAAAAAAAAUGAGUGUGUUGUUAUUUUGUAUGGAAAAAAAGGUGUGAGCUGCUCCCUGGCACAGAUUGUAACAUUUGACAACAUUAUGUAAAUGUAUUUGUUCCAUCAGGGGGCACUAUGUUCUACAUUUUCACACCACCUUCUCAUUUACUGGGGUUUUGCCAGAAUAGUAAGAUAACAGUUCACCUCUUCAUGUGCUGAGUGAAAAUCAGACAUCUGAAACAAGCAGUGACAGGUUUAAAAAUUGCCGGAUUUAAUGUGGUGUUGUGCAAUCUAUUCAGGAAGUGGUAGAAAUAACUGCUACUGUACAUUCGUGUGAAGCAAUCUGGCUCAGAUGUGCAUUGCUGAGAUGUUGCAUGCAGUUUCGUUUCUUUCCCCAAGAGCGACCAUUUUAACACAUGCCUGUGUGUCCCGAGGUGCACAUGUAGCAUCUUAUAUUCCAGUCAGACUUCAGAUUUCUGAAUGUAUCAAAUUAAAAUGUUGUUUGCCGAGACUGUU
Molecule: messenger RNA, 3839 nt
Organism: Melanotaenia boesemani (Boeseman's rainbowfish)
Lineage: Eukaryota; Metazoa; Chordata; Actinopteri; Atheriniformes; Melanotaeniidae
Gene: rcbtb2
Product: regulator of chromosome condensation (RCC1) and BTB (POZ) domain containing protein 2
Exons: 13
Coding region: 227-1810 (527 amino acids)
Molecular function (GO): protein binding
Source: RefSeq, a predicted model, not a curated record